AUGAAUCCUGCCCGGGAGGAGCGAAGAUCUUUAGGGUCUUCUUUAGACGGUUCUGUAUCUCCAGAGGGGAAAGACAGCGAAAGACUCCCCGCUAAACCCUUCCCCUUUUCGGUCACCAAUCUUCACCAACCCGGUCUGCGCGGUGUGGUUCGCUGCUGGGGAAGUGAGUAUAGCGGUGUCUGGCUGCGCUGUCUGCCCGCACUGAGUGCGUUGUCUCUGGGGAGUUCUCCAGGCUCCCCCCGCCCUCUUUGCAUGGAGCUGCUGGCUGGAUGGUUGGUGGUGGUGCUGAGGAGGUUGGUGUCUCUGAGACUUUUGGUGAAAUGGAACUGA
Knipowitschia caucasica is the source of this 330-nucleotide messenger RNA. Lineage: Eukaryota; Metazoa; Chordata; Actinopteri; Gobiiformes; Gobiidae. The record is from the annotation of a GenBank genome assembly.